Messenger RNA from Poecile atricapillus (Black-capped chickadee), 1197 nucleotides. RefSeq names its product potassium two pore domain channel subfamily K member 15 (gene KCNK15). Gene Ontology annotation, molecular function: potassium ion leak channel activity. The record is from RefSeq and is a predicted model, not a curated record. Gene Ontology annotation, cellular component: membrane. NCBI's taxonomy places the organism in Eukaryota, Metazoa, Chordata, Aves, Passeriformes, Paridae. Bases 1 to 1197 code for a protein of 398 amino acids. Gene Ontology annotation, biological process: stabilization of membrane potential; potassium ion transmembrane transport. The transcript is spliced from 2 exons.
AUGAAGCGGCAGAACCUGCGCACGGCCGCGCUCAUCCUCUGCAUCUUCUCCUACCUGCUGGUGGGCGCCGCGGUCUUCGAUGCGCUGGAGUCGGAGGCGGAGAGCGGCCGCAAGCGGCUGCUGGAGCAGAAGCGCGGGGAGCUGCGGAGGAAGUACCGCUUCUCCGCCGACGAUUACCGGGAGCUGGAGCGGCUGGUGCUGCAGGCCGAGCCGCACCGCGCCGGUCGCCAGUGGAAGUUCGCCGGCUCCUUCUACUUCGCCAUCACGGUCAUCACCACCAUCGGUUAUGGGCACGCUGCUCCCGGCACAGACGCUGGCAAAGUCUUCUGCAUGUUCUACGCCAUCCUGGGCAUCCCCCUGACACUGGUCAUGUUCCAGAGCCUGGGGGAGCGCAUGAACACCGUCGUGCGGCUGCUGCUCAAGAAGAUCAAGAAGUGUCUGGGCAUGAGGACAACCCAUGUCUCCAUGGAGAACAUGGUCCUGGUGGGCUUUCUGUCCUGCAUGGGCACGCUGUGCAUUGGCGCCGCUGCCUUCUCUUAUUUCGAGGGCUGGACUUUCUUCCACGCCUAUUACUACUGCUUCAUAACCUUGACCACUAUUGGCUUUGGAGACUUUGUGGCUCUGCAGAAGAACGAGGCUUUGCAGAAGAAGCCCCCAUAUGUGGCUUUCAGCUUCAUGUACAUCCUGGUAGGCCUGACCGUCAUCGGCGCCUUCCUCAACCUGGUGGUGCUGCGGUUCCUGACGAUGAACUCGGAGGACGAGCGGCGGGACGCCGAAGAGCGAGCCUCGCUGAGGAGAGCCCGCAACAACAUCCACCUCAAGCCCAAAGAGGACAGCCGCAGCAGCAAUGCCAUUUUUCUCCCUGUGGAGGACAGGACGAGCCAGAUGAACCUGAUCCCGCUGGUCCAGGAGGACGCGGAGAGGCAGCGGCGUCAGUCGGCCGCCUCGGCGGCCGCGGUGCCGUCCUUCUGCACGUGCCUGUGCUACAGACCCCAGGUGUGUGGCAGCCCGGCACCCUCCCACCCCGAGACCCUGAGCUGCCACACCAACCCUGUGUACUACAACUCCAUUUCCUACAAAAUCGACGAGGUGUCCCUGAGCACACGGGGUCAGACCGGCUCUUCCCCAGGGAGCACUUUGUCUUCCAACAGCCCUCGCUGCCGGCAGCACCCCCGGCUGCGGAGGAAAUCCAUCUAG